Messenger RNA from Prorocentrum cordatum, 678 nucleotides. The record is from the annotation of a GenBank genome assembly. NCBI's taxonomy places the organism in Eukaryota, Dinophyceae, Prorocentrales, Prorocentraceae.
GCCUCCCCGCCCUGGCAGCGGCCGGCUGCAACUCCGCUGGCGGCGCCCGCCGGUGCCGUGCCGGCCUGGCGGGGCCCAGCGUCGGCGGAGCCGCCGCGGCGGAGGGCGCCCUGGCGUACCGCGAGCGCCGCUGCGGCGGCCUCCCUCGCCGCGGGUGGGGCGGCGCAGGUGGCCCGGCACCGCCAGCGUCCAGCGGCGGCGAGGGACGUGUUGCCGCAGCGGCUGCACAGAUGCGCGGCGCACGCCGAGGGCGCUGUCGUGACGGACCCGCAGGCCCCCUUGUCCAGCGCCAACGGCGCCCGCUCCGACGGCAUGGACGCCUCCGAGGAGUUCUCGGAGGAGCCCGAGCUGCGCCGGUGGCUCGAGGGGGUCGGCUGCACGGGCCUGGACCGCGUUGGCAUCAAGGGCGCCGCCGGGAGGAAGGGGCUCUGGCUGCGCAAGGACCCCUCGGAGGUGUGCAACCAGGGGUAUCAGGACAUCUUCACGGUGCCGCAGCUGGCCUGGCUAACGGCUCCGCUGGACAGCAACCAGGUCGAGAUGGAGCUGGCGUGGAGGCUGCUCUGCGAGCGCUGGCUGGGAGAGGCGUCCAGCCACAAGCCCUACGUCGACUUCCUCUGGAGGUCCGCCCGCGCUGGCUGCCUGUGGGAGAGCGUGGAAGGACCGGUGAACCUCAGCUGA